CCGGGGCGAGCGGCGGGUUCCGGCUUGGAACGCAGCCCGGACGUAGAUCGAGGUUUGGCCGCGCUCAGCCGGCCUCAACCCGGACUUUUCCGGGCUAGACCGGCCGACCCGCGGGGCUGGAGCGCGGCGCGGGGCAUGCCGGGCGCCGCCCAGGUGGGCAGGUACCUGGGCGGGGCGCGCCGCGGCUGGCGCGGGGGUGGCCGGGCGGCGGCGGAGCACCCGGAAGAGCUGUCCUCCCAGCGAGCGCAACAGGCGACAGCCGAGGGGCCGGGGCCGGAGAGGAGCAGGCCGGGAUGGACAAGCUGAAGAAGGUGCUGAGCGGGCAGGACACCGAGGACCGGAGCGGCCUGUCCGAGGUAGUUGAGGCAUCUUCAUUAAGCUGGGGUACCAGGAUAAAAGGCUUCAUCACAUGCUUUGCUAUAGGAAUUCUCUGCUCGCUGCUGGGUACUCUUCUGCUGUGGUUGCCCAGGAAGGGAGUACACCUGUUUGCAGUGUUUUACACCUUUGGCAACAUUGCAUCAAUUGGGAGUACCAUGUUCCUCAUGGGACCAAUGAAACAGCUGAAGCGAAUGUUUGAACCUACACGUUUGAUUGCAACGAUCCUAGUGCUGCUGUGUUUUGCACUUACCCUGUGCUCUGCCUUUUGGUGGCAUAACAAGGGACUUGCGCUCAUCUUCUGCAUUUUGCAGUCUUUGGCACUGACGUGGUAUAGCCUCUCCUUCAUACCAUAUGCAAGGGAUGCUGUGAAGAAGUGUUUUGCCACGUGUCUUGCAUAAUACACAGCCAAUUUUGCAAAGCUUUGGGCAGCACUGUGUAUGGAAGCUGGUGGACAGUUUUGUAAAUAUCUUUUAAACCUCUGUCUUAUAGACAUGUGCCUUGUAUUUUGCAGCAGUGUGUUGCUUGUGAUUUGAACAUUCGAGGGUUGCUUUUGGAAGCAGUGAUGAGUUCCCAAACCUGAAUGUCUGAAGCACAGUAGAGAAGCAAGUUCUGUUCUGAAUCUUACGGAUUGGAAUCUUCCUCAAGUAUCUUUUUGGAUGUUAUCUCUCAUAAAUAAAAAGCUAUUAAAGCAGCAGCAG
Molecule: messenger RNA, 1076 nt
Organism: Nycticebus coucang (slow loris)
Lineage: Eukaryota; Metazoa; Chordata; Mammalia; Primates; Lorisidae
Gene: SFT2D2
Product: SFT2 domain containing 2
Exons: 8
Coding region: 294-776 (160 amino acids)
Biological process (GO): vesicle-mediated transport
Cellular component (GO): membrane
Source: RefSeq, a predicted model, not a curated record